This is a messenger RNA of Suillus discolor, 786 nucleotides long. RefSeq lists its product as uncharacterized. The transcript is spliced from 2 exons. Bases 76 to 381 code for a protein of 101 amino acids. Lineage: Eukaryota; Fungi; Basidiomycota; Agaricomycetes; Boletales; Suillaceae. The record is from RefSeq and is a predicted model, not a curated record.
CGGUUCUUUCGAGUUUCCCCAAACCUUGUAGGGCCUGCACAGACAAAUUCUUGGAGCUCGUACGAAUGAACUCAGAUGUGUACGUGUGUCACUUUCAGUUUUUUCUGGUUAUUGUUCUCUCACAAAGUGUUCCCAAGAAUGAUCAACUUGCCCAAGUUUGAAUUUGAGAGACUGACAGGUCGAGAUGAACACCCACUGUCUCGCGAUGCUCAAGACAAUCGAUUGUCACAAACUGGUCAAUGCAACACAAGCAUGAAGAGAAUUUUGUCGCAGACGAAAUCUACUGAUAUACCCAACUUUCUGCAGACCAAUAUUCCUCCUCUCGUCGGGCUCAUUCCGCAUCACAUCCUGCUUUUAGCAAUCAGGGUCAUUCUUCUUUGAAAAUUUCGGACACUUUGAAUCCCCAUCCGCUACUAGCCAACCGUCAUCCUGAUGGCCAUCCAACGUGUCAAACGAGAACGAUGAGUUGCUCAGUGUCCAGGAAUCACGUACCUUAUACUCGCAGGUCACCGAGUCACCUUUCUUAUCCAUAUAACUGCCAGACCAUCAAUCACUUUUCUCGAUGAAGAUCUCGUAGGUCGUUGCACCAUCGACUCCGUACAACGUUUUUUCACACGCUGUGCAUCCUGCGUUGACGCCAACGAGGAAGGUGAGCAGGGCAAAAAUAGUGAGACGGGAAGUGAAUAUCAUGGAGCUUGUUGCAGUGAGCAAUGCAAAGCCAUAGCGUGCAGGUGUUUUAUAGGCAGAUACUCGCGAUUUUCGCUUCUCCUCGGGCUAUUAGCUGUU